GCCACCUGCCCAGGAAACUUGUUGGUUGUUGCCCUCGGGUCGCUCCCGGGCGGGAACACGGAACCGGGCCAUGGAAGAUCCGUCGGGGGCUCGCGAGCCCCGGGCCCGGCCGAGAGAGCGGGACCCGGGACGGCGCCACCACCCGGACCGAGACCGCGCCCACGAUCGACAGCGGGACCGACCCGGGGACACGCGCAGGGAGCAAAGCAGCGACGGGAACCGGCGAAGGGACCGGGACCGGGACCGGGACCGGGAGAGAGACCAGGAGAGGGACCGAAACCGGGAUCGGGACCGGGAGAGGGAGAGGAAGAGAGACCCGGACCGAGGCCCCCGCAGGGACAGACACAGGGACGCGGGCCCUCGCGCAGGUGAACACAGAGUUUGGGAAAAGCCGCGCCAAAGCCGGACGCGGGACGGAGCCCGGGGACCAACCUGGGACUCAGCCGCGCCUCCUGGGCCCGCGCCCUGGGAAGCCCCGGAGCCGCCGCAGACACACAGGAAGGGGGGCCCCGGGUACCGAGGACCCGAAAGUGAACCCCCUUCGGGGAGAUAUCUGCCCUCGACCCCCAGGCCUGGACGAGAGGAGGUGGAAUAUUACCAGUCAGAGGCAGAAGGACUCCUGGAAUGCCAUAAAUGCAAAUACUUGUGCACUGGGAGAGGUGUGGUGCAGAUAGUGGAGGUGGUCUUGAAUGGGAUGGUUCUCAUAUGCAUCGUGGCCUCCUACUUUGUCCUUGCCGGAUUCAGUGCCAGCUUUUCCAGUGGCGGUGGCUUUGGGAACAACUACUACUCACCAUUCGAGGGCACUGAGCUAGAGCAGGUUCGGCAGCUGGACCAGCAGUACACGAUCCUCCGGUCGCCCCUGAUAUAUGGUGGCGUGGCUGUUUCUCUGGGGUUGGGGGUCCUCACCAUGGGCGUCUUACUCCAAGGAGCCAAGAGUCUAACAAUGUUGUCAGGGAAGUGGCUCCUCACGGAGGCCGCCUUCAGCCUCCUAGCGGCCGUGGGCUACUGCACAGGCAUUGGUGUUUACCUCCACGUGGCUCUGCAGAUCAAUAGCACCGACACUUGCAAAACAAGAGAGAGGCUCUAUGCCCGCAGGGGUCUCACCUGGAUGAACUGCCAGCUGGCAGGCACUGAUGGAGCAGCAGCCACCUUUGCUUGUCUUCUGGUGAUCAUGUACGGCGCCAGCGUGGUGCUGGCCCUGCGUAGCUACCGAGAACAGAAGCGCUACAAAGGCAGCCGAGAACAGCCCAGGAGUUACAGUGAGGCACCGGAAUACCUGUGGUCUGGAACAGUUUGAGAUCUUCCAGGACCUAAGUGUGAACCCACAUUGUUUCUCUUAAAAAGACAGGUCUUUUAAAACCCCACAUUAGACAACUAUGGUUUUCACACACUUGACUUUACAAAUGCUCUCUUUGGACUGCGGCAAAGUUAAAGAAUUGAGGCUGGGCGUGGUGGCUCAUGCCUGUAAUCCCAGCACUUUGGGAGGCUGCAGUGGGCGGAUCACUUGAGGUCAGCAGAUUGAGUCCAGCCUGGCCCACAUAGCGAAACCCUGUCUCCACUAAAAAUACAAAAAAAUUGCUGGGCGUGGUGGUUCACGCCUGUAAUCCCGGCACUUUAGGAGGCCAAAGCAGGCGGAUCACCUGAGGUUAGAAGUUUGAAACCAGCCUGGCAAACAUGGUGAAACCCCAUCUCUACUAAAAAUACAAAAAUUAGCUGGGCAUGGUGGCGGAUGCCUGUAAUCUCAGCUACUCUGGAGGCUGAGGCAGGAGAAUCUCUUAAACCCAGGAGGCAAAGGUUGCAGUGAGCCAAGACCAUUGCAAUCCAGCCUGGGCAACAAGAGCGAGAUUCUGUCUCAAAAAAAAAAAAAAAAAAAAAUCAGCUGGGCUUGAUGGUGAACACCUGUAAUCCCAGCUACUCAGGAGGCUAAACAACAAGAAUCACUUGAACCUGGGAGGCAGAGUUUGCAGUGAGCAAACUCUACUCCACGUCACUGCACUCCAGCCUGGGCAACAGAGCGAGGCUCCGUCUCAAAAACAACAGUGACGACAACAAAAAAGAUAGGACAGUUGAUUUUAUUAGACCAUGAAGGCAUACUAGAGGCUUUUUCAUUUCUGCAUUUCCUGACAGUGCUCCAUAGAGUAGGCCUUCAAAGGUAGCUAGUAAUCUCAUUACCCUGGACUGCUCUCAUAAUCUAACAGAUCACUAACACUGAAUCUUAAAAAUAAAGUUCUUUUAGUAAUUUUAA
Molecule: messenger RNA, 2245 nt
Organism: Chlorocebus sabaeus (green monkey)
Lineage: Eukaryota; Metazoa; Chordata; Mammalia; Primates; Cercopithecidae
Gene: MARVELD3
Product: MARVEL domain containing 3
Biological process (GO): myelination
Cellular component (GO): membrane
Molecular function (GO): structural constituent of myelin sheath
Source: RefSeq, a predicted model, not a curated record